AAACUGGUGUGUCAGGAAGGGAGCGCACACAAGCAGGCAGAGUGAAUUUGCGAGAAAAAACGAAAUAGUUAGUUACUUAGUGCUGUUGGAGGAGAGUGGAAGUUGCCCUGGCCCUCUACGUCACUCCGCCAUCUUGGUUCUCCUCCCAACCUUAUCGAAUACCACCACAACUCAUCUGCGCCCAAGGAUUACAACCCAAUUUGGAUAACCCACAACCUCCCCCGCCUGAAAGCUUACACCCUUCUUCUUCCGGAUUGUCAUAUUUAAGAUUCCUCCGGCACUCUUCCAAACAUCCCUCCAUCCACGUGUCGUAUUGAUUCGUGACUGAUUUGUUUUGAGGGUGGAUGAGAUCAAACGCCAUGGACCCUGAAGUUGCCGUCGUCGACGACGACAAAGAGCAGGACGGCGUUGUUGAUGAGGUGGUCAUGGUAAAAAAGUCUGCCACCGGUCCCCCCGUCGACGGUGACGAGGACGAUGUGCUGCUGUUGAGUGAUGACGAAGAAAACUCUGUCAACCCAGCUGAUGUAAAAAGUUCAAUGAAUGGAAGACGAGGACAAGAAGGCGAAGAUGAAGAUGAAGAAGAUGUGGUUGAUGAAGAAGAUGAUGAUGACGACGACAUUGUAGAAGUUCCAGAUGACUAUGACGAAGAUGUUUCAGGCGAUGGGGUGCUCCCUCCUGCCGUGGAGAACGGGGAUAGUUUUGAUAUCAGUGAUUCAGUUACAGAUAAUGAUUCAAGAUCGAAUGACCUCGUAAUUAAGAAUAUCCAAGGAGGAAGAAGAGGAGGUGGUGCCGUAAACGGUGAACUGGAUGAAGACGAUAUCCUCUUACUCAGUGACGAUAACUCCAACUCGGUUUCAGAAGAAGGUGGAAGAAUAAAAAAUGGCAGAAAGGAGCAACAACUUCUACAAGAAGAGGACGAUGACGAUGAAAUCAUGGAAGUAGAUAAUCCAGAUCCAUUAUUCAGCUACGAGGACGAGGGUAGUGGUAGUGCUACUGACGUUGUCGCCCUUCCAAGCAACAGUAAUAACAAUAAUAAUAACAACAUUAAAUCGAAUAAAAAACCUAUGGAAAAUGGAGAAGUUGGUGAAAUAAGUGAAACGGAAGCUAGUGAGGAAGUGAACGUUGCUGACAAUAGUAGUGACGCUAAAUCUAAUAAUAAUACAAUUGUGGUCAACGAUACGAAAUCUUUAGUGGAUCUUGCAAAUAGUAAGAAAGAGCCGGGAAAUGAGCCCACAUUGGUUAUCAUUGAUACAAAUGCUCUGAUGGCAGGUCGUGGCGCCGUCCCAGUUAGUAAACCUAAUUUACAACACCACCCACAACAUGCUAGCAGCAACUCUCAUCAUCACAGCAGUAAGGGGAGUAGUCGGAACGGUGGUUCUGGUUCUAGUAAUAAUGCAUCUAUUGACAUCCCGGAUGAUGCCUACCUAAUAGAAGCUCCCUCAUUUAUUGUGCCCUAUGUGUUCGAGUGUGAACAGAAUGGGGAUAAAUCCCUUAAAGAAACGAUCAAAGAGUUGGCAAACAAAGUGAAGGAAGUGAGAGAUGCAAAAUUAGCAAAGGGCGAAGAACUAACUGACCUGGAUAAACUGACUGAAUCCAAGACCUCAAGCUCAUCAGACGACUACUUUGAGUCUCCUGUGGGGAAACUGUUGACCAACAUUGGUAUGAAUAUGGUUCAAGAGUUUGUGCAGUGUGACCUGCUAAAAAUGCAGAAACGCCAGGGAGAGAAGGAAAAGGCCAAGAGCCGGAUGAGCAUGAUGACCCACCUCACACAACAAAGCAUCUUCUCUUUGAAAAAGAACAUUGAGGAGAGCAAGGAGAAUAAUGAACCAUUUAGAUCGAAAAUGAAAAAGUGUGAAUUGUGUAACUUUAGAACAGAAUCCGAAUUGGUCAUGUCCACUCACCAAGAAACGCCACACAUGAAAAAUUAUAGCUACAGGUGUAAUUUCUGCACCUUCACUACUCGAGUUCCACAUGAGAUCAUUUUUCACAUGGAGGCUGAACACGCAGUCAGAGCUCGCUUAGAAAGAGCACCAGCUUAUCAUCAAUGUCCAAGUUGUCCAUUCGAAGAUAACUCUAAAGCUAAACUUACCCGACAUCUUUUGGGAUGUGUCAAGCGCUAUGUUCCUGCAAAGAAUUUGGAACCACCCUCGGAAUGGGACACUCCUGCUAAAUUACCAAAGCUGCCAAAAAAUAGAAUUCUCCCACAAGGCAUCAACCCUGCAUUCUUGGCCCCAACAAACCAAAGAGGAAGUGGAAUGGCUGGUUUCAAUCCGAUGCUCCAGAAACAAUACCAAUCGCAACAACAACAAGGAGGGAUGAGUAUGAAGGGGAAUCUUCCACCCCUUCUUCACGCUGCGCCCAAUAAACAUAAGCCAAUUCCGGGUCUCAUACGAACCAACAAUCCUAGAUCUAUACAAAAUCCAGUCAUCAACCCUCAACUUCAACGAGGAAUGAUGAUGCGAGGGAGCGGACAAAUGCAAGCCCACAAUCUUCAAAUGCAAAAUCACAUGCUUCAACAAGUGGUAAGUGGACAAUUGCUUGGACAAGGCCAAGGAACAACGAAAAGCUUUUUGACCAAGUUAGGCCUGCAGCCUGAUCAAACAGCAAUCAGAACAAAUGCUUCAAUGCAAAAAGGCACUACAACUCAAAUGCGUGGUGCAGUGGGUAGACCAGGAGGGAGUCAACCUAGCAUAUCCAUAACCCCACUCCCAAGUCGACAAGGUGGCGGAGGAAAUCCGUCCACUUCCUCAUCCGCUGCUGCAUCUCAUAAACCUCCUUCACAAGGACAGGGAGGAGCAAAGACGUCGUUUGUAAUUUGCGAAAUUUGUGACGGAUAUAUUAAGGACUUGGAUCAAUUAAGAAAUCACAUGCAGUGGAUACACAAAGUCAAGAUCCACCCCAAGAUGAUUUACAAUAAACCACCAUUGAAUUGUCAAAAGUGUCAGUUUCGAUUUUUCACGGAUCAAGGUCUUGAGCGACAUUUACUUGGUUCUCAUGGUCUCGUCACGUCAUCCAUGCAAGACGCCGCUAACAAGGGACAGGAUAGCGGACGGUGCCCACUUUGUGGAAAGGUUUAUCAGUGGAAAUUGUUAGCACACGUUGCAAAGGAUCACAAUGUAACGCUCAAACCAGCUCAUUUAUCCUACAAGUGCACUGUAUGUACUGCGACGUUCGGGAUGUACAAACUCUUCGAAAGCCAUGUCUACUCUGCACAUAGUGUAACUAAGAAUGCUCCUCGGCAAGAACGGCGAGUUCCUCAACAAAUGCAGCAAGGCAAAAUGGGUGGCGGCCUUCAAGUGACGCCACGAAGUAUGCCGGUGAAUUCUGCGCAAAACAAUUCGUACAAACCUCUUAAGAUUAACGAUGAAAUAACAAUAAUUCCUCAACCAAUGGCUAACUCUGCACUGCAGCGUAACAAAGGAUCUCUUACAAUUACCCCCCACCAACCUAUGAGAAGAAAUGUGUCGGGACGAAAUCAUGAGGAUGAAGGAAUCCAAAUAAUUGAAAUAGAUGAUGCUCCUCACAAGAAUGGAGUUAGACCAAAUGGAAAUCGAUUUACAAUGAGCGAAACUCUACGUAAGCGAAACUUAGAAAUCAGCGUUUGCGAUUCCGAAAAUUCUGAUGAUUCUCGCGGACCAAUAAAGCGACUUCGUCAAAAUUAAUAAUUUUAUAAUUUAGAAAUUCUUAAAUUGAAUUUAGAAUGUCAGAGAGACGUACGUUGGGUUUCCUUUCCAAGGAGGUCUUUUUUGUCUUAAGUUGUUGUAAUAUUUGAGUAGGCGGUUCUGUAUCUGUAUGUUAAUUAUGUAAUCAAUUAAGAAACUUUUUGAUACCAAAUUAGUGUGUCACGACGGGAUACAUACAUAAAGUAUUAAAGCGAAGAUGUGUACUUUUUUAGGGAAAAGUCGAUUCAGAUUAAAAUAAAUAAACUAAUACAAGUACGCGAGUUUAAUUUCAGAAAUAACUUUUUGUUUCCUUCUACAUAUAUAUUCAUACUACACUACUUCUAUGUGAUACUGUUCAUUAUUCAUUAAUUAUUAUGAUUGUUCGUUGAUUAUGAUGUAGUGAUACUAAAAGUUAAAAAAAUAAUCAAAUGUCUUGCUCUACUUUAGAGAUAGUAUUUUAAUCUGGACAUGUAAUAGCGUUUAUUGUUUGAGAAGAAUAAAUACAAAUAACUUUA
Molecule: messenger RNA, 4177 nt
Organism: Folsomia candida
Lineage: Eukaryota; Metazoa; Arthropoda; Collembola; Entomobryomorpha; Isotomidae
Gene: MEP-1
Product: MOG interacting and ectopic P-granules protein 1
Exons: 9
Coding region: 345-3662 (1105 amino acids)
Biological process (GO): regulation of gene expression
Cellular component (GO): nucleus
Source: RefSeq, a predicted model, not a curated record